Molecule: messenger RNA, 1536 nt
Organism: Zerene cesonia (dogface butterfly)
Lineage: Eukaryota; Metazoa; Arthropoda; Insecta; Lepidoptera; Pieridae
Product: vitellogenic carboxypeptidase-like
Exons: 9
Coding region: 53-1444 (463 amino acids)
Biological process (GO): proteolysis
Molecular function (GO): serine-type carboxypeptidase activity
Source: RefSeq, a predicted model, not a curated record
CCUAUACAAACACAGGAACUGUUUCAUUCGGUAUCUGUACCCAUAAAUAAUCAUGAUUCUAAAACUACUAUUUAUAAUAAUGUGUCUGUUAAGUUUAACAAUGGGUUAUAUUCCGCACUUAAACCAAGACCCAUAUCGUGCCCUAUUGGAACGGACAUAUCGAACAGAUUACGAUGCGCCUGAGGAGACCACGGAUAAAAAACCAUUAAUAUUGACACCGCUGUUGAAGAAAAAUGAAUUAGAAAAGGCGAGGUCUGCUGCAGAAGUGAAAUCGAAUUAUACAUUGCCUGGAGUGAAGAGUUAUGCGGGGUACUUUACUGUCAAUGAGAAAUAUAACGGAAAUCUUUGGUUUUGGUAUUUCCCCGCGAUGAAUAAACCAGUGGAGGAAACUCCUCUCAUACUGUGGUUGCAAGGGGGCCCCGGUGCGUCAUCCAUGUUUGGACUAUUUGAAGAAAUCGGCCCGUUCACUAUCACAGAAAAUAUGGAAUUAAAAAAGAAGAAAUAUUCCUGGGGAGAUAAAUAUUCUCUUCUCUUCAUCGACAAUCCCGUUGGUACUGGGUUCAGCUUUUCUGAUAUAGAAGGAUACGCAACUAAUCAAACAACGAUAGGUGAAAACCUCUACUCAGCAUUACAACAGUUCAUGACAAUGUUCCCGAAUCUACGCCAAGUACCGUUCUAUAUCGCUGGAGAAUCGUACGCCGGCAAGCAUAUACCCUCGCUCGCUAUACAAAUCCAUUGGCACAAACAUGCGGAUGAACCUAUAAAUUUGAAGGGUCUCAUGAUUGGAAACGGAUUCAUCGACCCAAUAACAUUGCAAUGCACUAGUUUAUUUUUCCGAGAGACCGGCUUGAUUGAUGAUAGAACUGCGAAGAAUUUGUCCGUAAUAGAAAACAGAAUUGUGGAUGACAUUAAAAAAGGUCACAUGACCAAAGCCUCUUCGGACUUUAGGACUGGACUACAUUUUUUAAAUUUUGCUACGCUAUUACCCAAUCCCUAUAAUUAUUUAAGCGACAGCGAGAUUUUUUUAACGAAAUAUGAAAGGUUUAUACAAACAAAGGAAAUGCGUGAAGCAUUACACGUCGGAUCUACUAACUUUGUACAAAUUGGCGAUGUAUACACGAAGCUUAUACCAGAUAUGAUGAACAGCGCCAAGCCGUGGUUAAACGAGCUUUUGGAUCAUUAUAGAGUACUGCUUUAUAAUGGCCACUUAGAUACAGUAGUGCCUUACUCUCCAUCUGUUAACACAUACAAUUCACUGUCUUUCUCCGGUACAGCUAAAUACAAAACUGUUGAGAGAGAGCCUUUGAUUUACAAUGAAACGUUAUUAGGUUACUACAAAGAAGCUGGUAAUUUGCUAGAGGUAAUGGUACGAGGCGCGGGACACAUGGUGCCAUCAGACAAACCUGAAGCGGCUCUGGUAAUAAUCGAUAAAUUCAUUGGCUAGCUAGCUAAUGAAUUUAGCUAUUAAUAGAUUGUGUUAAUAAAAGAUUUUCAAUUUUGUCGAUCCUGUGUUUUCCUUUAAAAGUAGCAUUUUAG